This is a messenger RNA of Triticum turgidum subsp. durum (durum wheat), 531 nucleotides long. The record is from the annotation of a GenBank genome assembly. Lineage: Eukaryota; Viridiplantae; Streptophyta; Magnoliopsida; Poales; Poaceae.
AUGCCUACUAAUUUUGAUGGCAUUGAGAUAAAUUAUCUGAUAGAAAUCUAUCUUCUUGUAGCUUGUUUGAGCAUCCAUUCGUACAGUAUGUCGGAGAAGCCAUCUGAUGAUACGACUGGCCAGGUGAGGCCUGAAGGAGAUGUUUCUGAUGUGAAAGUGGAAACUGCCAACCAGGAUAAAGGAAAUGAGAUGCCAUCAGCACAGCAAGAGGAAGCAGUAAUCAAGAAAAAGUAUGGAGGAGUACUGCCCAAAAAGUCACCACUCAUAUCCAAGGACCAUGAGCGAGCUUACUUUGAUUCUGCUGAUUGGGCUCUGGGAAAGCAAGGAGGACAUCCUCAAAAGCCUAAAGGGCCGCUUGAAGCACUUCGACCGAAAUUACAGCCUACCCAGCAGCAAGCCCGUUCACGCCGAUUCCUUCAUGCAUCUACUGACAGCGACGAGGGCGCCAACUCGCCUACGGAGGUGACGACCCCGACCCAGGAGUCCACCGAGGAGGCCAAGGCGGCCGAGAACAAGGAAGCCACCGAGUAG